This is a messenger RNA of Harpia harpyja (harpy eagle), 1320 nucleotides long. Its product is annotated as claudin-22-like. Gene Ontology annotation, molecular function: structural molecule activity. The record is from RefSeq and is a predicted model, not a curated record. The transcript has a single exon. Gene Ontology annotation, biological process: cell adhesion; bicellular tight junction assembly. Lineage: Eukaryota; Metazoa; Chordata; Aves; Accipitriformes; Accipitridae. Gene Ontology annotation, cellular component: bicellular tight junction; plasma membrane. Bases 70 to 723 code for a protein of 217 amino acids.
AAGGUAGCAGUUGUUACAGAACUGCUGGGGAGACCUUCCUCCUCAGGCUUUUAGGACUCUGCUCUUAUAAUGGCCUUGGUCUAUCGACCAAUGAUGCAAUUAAGUGGCAUACUAGUCUCUCUGUUGGGAUGGGUCCUAUCCUGUCUCACUACCUAUUUACCCCAGUGGAAAAAUCUUAACUUGGAACUGAAUGAACUGGAGAUCUGGACCAUGGGACUCUGGCAAGCUUGUGUUGUCCAGGAAGAAGGGGGAAUGCAGUGCAAGGACUUUGAUUCUUUCCUAGCUUUGCCUCCAGAGCUCAGGAUUUCUAGGAUUUUGAUGUUUUUUUCCAAUGGAUUGGGGUUUUUGGGCCUCUUGCUCUCAGGAUUUGGGUUGGACUGUUUGAAAAUUGGUGAAAGACAACAGGAACAAAAGAAACGGCUGUUGCUGUUUGGAGGAUUGCUCUUCUGGAUAUCGGGGAUUACAGCUAUUGUCCCAGUUUCUUGGGUUGCCCAUUCCACAGUUCAGGAAUUCUGGGAUGAGAAUAUACCAGAUAUUGUUCCCAGGUGGGAUUUUGGGGAAGCGUUAUUUGUUGGCUGGCUUGCUGGAUUUUGUCUUAUAUUAGGAGGAUCCCUACUCAAUUGCACAAUCUGUUCAACUGAAGUCCAUCCAUCUUCGGUCCAUUACGCAGUACCAGAAGAGCAAGAUCAGUGUCAACACGUGGAAACUGAAACUAGACCUUAAAAUGGAAGGUUUUAAACAGUACAGAAAGACUGCCUUAUCUUUUUCAAACCCUAGCGCAAGCCAGAAGCUUGUUCCAGUAGUAAUUCAAAGGACUUUUUGUUACUUAGCUGAUUUCCUAAACUUAUGCCUGUUUUUUCCAUAACUGGUAUUGGAAGGUGGUGUGUUUUCUCACCUGCUUUCUCACCUGUUUAAAACUUUGUUUCACAGCAGAAUGCUGAAGUUUUCAUAGACUAUGCAGAAAAAGUGCUUUUGCUUUCUCAAGUGCACUGUAAAAUCCUGAAAAUGAAUAUGCAUGUUCUCUUACAGCUUGGCUUUUAAUCAAAAUAUGCUUCCUUUUCAUACACAACCAAUUAAAUGAGCCUCAAAGCUUGAUUCCCUGUUGCAAUUUUCCACUUGCCUAAUGCAGUGACGUACAGACUUGCGUUUUUACAUCCGGAACAGUCUAAAUACAUGCAUUGCAUCAAAUUUUUCUGUGUAUUUGGAAAUUGUUGUGCUAAGGAAACUGUAGGUUUCUGAAAUUCUAGCAAGCUUUGCAGAUGUCUUUUUGUGCAUGGGGUGUUACAGGGUAGGUGCUUCAUACCCAGUAAGUCAAUUGUG